Messenger RNA from Entrophospora sp. SA101, 555 nucleotides. The record is from the annotation of a GenBank genome assembly. NCBI's taxonomy places the organism in Eukaryota, Fungi, Glomeromycota, Glomeromycetes, Entrophosporales, Entrophosporaceae.
AUGCCAAUUCAUAAACCAUAUGCAAGUUAUAUACGUUCAUGGAAGGCAAAAUCACCAAUUAUUCAAUUACACUUGGUUUUACUAGAAAUUGAUUCAUUUCAAGAAACCAACAAACUAGAUCAUGUAAAGAAACCUUAUAAUAAUAAUAAAUCUGUUGGAUUACCAAAAUUUCGAUAUAAAUAUUUAGAACAUAAAUUGACUUUGUACUUGGUGCAUAAUGGGCAAAUUUUUAUCCCUAUUGAAGCUUUAGAAGGAAUUGAAAAAAUUAGUGAUAGAGUUAUUUGUCUAUAUUUAAAUGAUGAGGACAAAUGUUUGUACACAGCCGGAAAGAAAAAAGUAAUUACUGAAAAUAUGAAAAGUGCAAAAUCAAUUACUUUAUAUAUGCAUAAAGAUGUAUCAGAACAAGAAAUUGAUAUAGCAGGAUUGCACAUAAAUUAUAUGAUAAAAGCUAGAAAAAAUAAAUCUUACUCAAGUUGGAAAAAAAUAUCCGGGUACAGCGAGUACCGUGAAAUACCGCGAGUACAAAGGGAUAUUGACCUAUCAUCAAAUUGUUAA